ACUUCUCUAUGAUUGUGGGAGGAGGACGAAUAUGAACAGUCCUUCACAAACUUCUUGCUUGAUAGUGUUUUGCACUUUGAACAAUUCGACAAAGUCUGUCAAAUUUGAAGAGGCCUGGUGAUGAUGGAAGACCACUCAAGCAGUUGUUUGGGGACAACGGUCAAAAUGUCUCUCCGACCCCUUGAGUGCUUGAGAUGUAGACGUUCGGUUCGGAUGAUGUGCUGAGGUCGGCGCUUUUCUGGUUGGAGCUUGGGUGGGGGGAGCCUAGGCUGGCCCAGAUUACGCGGUUAGGAAAAUUAGAUUCGGUAAGGACGGUGCGUGAUGUGAUGCUGAUCUAGACCACUGGCUGGAUUUUGUUCGCCUUUGGGUUUGCUUGCCCUGUUUGGCCUUGAUUCCAUGCCAUUAGAGGUUGUACGUUUGGAAUGUGAGAGAGCACUUAUUGUCGGAGUGGAGGAGUACAACGCGUGUGCGUGCUUGGGUUCGGGUUGAGACGGCCUGGGUCUCUCUCUGAAAGGCUCAGUACAGCUGACAGCGUGGAGAUUUUGUUUCUCCUAAGUUCGAUCCAACCUAGACCGGGCUUCUGAAGCAGUGGUUGGGCUUUUGCUUAUUUGACGAAGUUGGGAGAUCUUAAGAUUGGGGUACUUGUACAGAUGAAUAGCGCUCGUGUGUAGUGAAUCUGUGAAUGUUUCCUAAAGUUUGCUUUUUCUCUCUAAUGCUUGAAUGGGAGAUAGUAUAGAGCUGACUUAAUUCACCAAGGUUUCCGUUAGAGUAUAACCCUAAACUUAGAGGAACCGUGCGUCGCGAUUACAAUCUGCUGCCACUGUGGUUAGUGCGACAUAUUGAGAUUAGGGUACUGGGGAAAAGGUUUCGGCCCAAGCUGCUUAGGAUAUUUUUACUGAAGUUUCUAAAUCUGCUCGGAUCGGGUGGUGUUCCUGCCGGCGGGUGUCACAAGCCCCUCGGGAGGAUCUUGCGAGGAAGCGAACUUUACGCAGGACUGAGAGUCGAUGGCCUAUGACUGUGGGAGUGGCUGUGGAAAUGUAGACUUGUAAUGGGUCUUCAGAGUUGGAAUUCUGAGGAGAAGAGGCAUCGUGGAGGAAAGGAACAGCGAGAAAGAACUUAGGCGGUUUUUCACUUUUGAGGAAGAAUAAAUAUACCUUAGCAGGAAGGGUUUGUUCGUUUCACCACGGGUUAGGUUACAUCUGCACUCUGAUUAAGCAAGUUUUAGCUUCACCAUCGUCACACAGUACACACUUGCGUAUGUACCCGCAUCUCAGGUUUGGCAAGCCGCUUUUCUAGUUUGCCUCUUUGCAUUUCACCUGUUUGGUGGUUCAUUGGAGGUGCUACCCAUCGUAUCAGGGUAUUGAAUAUUUGGGAUCAGCUGGGAUGUGAUUUUCUGAAUUCUGCUCUAGCCAAAAGCAUAUGCUGUCCAACCUUGAACCUGUGCACUUCUCGUGCAUUUGGCUUUCCUGGAAUUCCUUCGGGUUGAAGAUUGCGCAUGAAGCCCUUGUCACGAUCCAUCCGCACUUUCACGAGUUUGUUCAAUGGAAUAGAGAAUUCUCUGUGCACGCAGGUUUUGCAAGAAUUCUUGACUUGGGGGUCGCUUACUGUCACUGCGGCAAGUUACCAGGACUUCUGGAUUACAUUGCCACGCAAUCCUCAUCUAUAGAUCUUUGCUACACUGCCCUACUUUCUUUGAAGGACCUUUGUACGAGGCUUUUUCAACGGAUUACGGUAUCAUUCACGGAGGUGUUCGUUUCUUUAAAGGCGUCAACUUGUAACUAUCACAUCCCACUUAGUACAUUUCCUGUGAUGCAAUAAGACGAGCAGUCAUCGGAGCCAUGCAGAUAUCACAGAAGCACAGUUACAUGUCUCCAGAGGACCAAUCAUUGAAAACACUUUCGGCAGAUUUUCUCGCUCUACUUGACAAGGGCCAAGCCUUUAGCGAUGUCACAUUUAAAGUGGAGGACCGGCAUGUUUUUGCUCACAGAUGCGUGCUUGCGGCGCGAAGCCCCUUCUUUCGUAUGGUUUUCUGCGAUGACCAGCAGCUGAACAGUGCCCAACCCAGGCCCGGCAUACCUAAUGUUAUUUCGGUGGGGGUUGUAGGCUACGAUGUCUUCAUGUUGCUGUUGCAAUUUCUGUAUAGCGGAAACUACAGCAAUUUCUUUUCUCCUCAAAACUGCGGCCGCCAGUGCAAGGAUAAAUCUUGUUGGCACACCCAUUGUAGCUCAGCCGUAGAGUUUGGGCUGGAUACUAUGAAGGCUGCGCUCUUCUUUGGUUUGGAUCAGCUUUCUACCCUCACCCAGAAACAUUUAGCCGCCAUGGCAGAGAAGGCGUCCGUCGAGGACGUGAUGCGCAUUCUAACAACUGCACACACGCAAGAAAAUAAGCAUCUUUGGAAUGUUUGCUCAAAGUUGGUUGCGAAGUCUGGUCCAUUUUCAGAAAUAUUGCAGAAACAUCUGCCUGCGAAUAUUGUAUGCGAGCUUGAGGAUAUUAGGCGAAAGUCCGGAUUCGGGUUUGAGGCUGCCAUGUCCAGCAAUACAACAUCCGAGCAGAAGACGAAGCGCAUGCAGAAAGCCUUAGACUCGUCUGACGUGGAGUUGGUUCAGUUGAUGAUCAAUGGAGAGGGUUUGAACCUGGAUAAAGCAUUUGCCCUGCAUUACGCUGUUAGCAAAUGCAGCAGAAAAGUGGUCAAAACCCUUCUAGAUCUGGGAAAAGCAAAUGUAAACCUACGAGGUCCAGAUGGUCUGACGCCCUUGCACAUAGCCGCGAAGUUAGGUGAUCCAGAGAAGAUUGUUAUGUUGUUGAACCAUGAAGCUGAUCCCCACGUACAGUCAGCUUCAGGUGCAACUGCAAUGGGCAUAGUUCAAUUUGGAAUGACUGAAAUUGUAUCCGCUGGGGGGUAUAAUUCUAAAGGCGACCAGAACAGGCUUAGAUUAUGCAUGGAGCUUUUGGAAAGAGCUAUUUUAGCACCAACUUCUUCGUUGCACGCGAGGUACAAUAAAGUCGAGAGCGGGAGCCCGGCCUCGAUCCUUACUGGACAUGGGAGUAGCACGUUUCUGCCGGAGGAAAGUGAUACUGAUUUUCGUUGGUCAAUGAGGAGAACGAUGAGCGGCUCAAAUCAGGGGGUGUAUGUAGGCAAUAACGAUAUUUCUUCCUCUUUCUCACAUGGACUUACAGAUAAAGUGUAUGGCAAAGAGCCAGAAAGGCCGGAGACAAGUGACUCAAUUUCAAGGUUACUCUACCCCAGUUCCGUAGCGAUUGAUCUUUCAGAGUCACAGCUGCAAGCAGAGUCCCGGAGUCUCACUGGUAGCUACAGCGUAUUGGAUACAUCAAUUUUGGAGGAAAGGCCGCGCAAAAUGCAGCGAUCAUUUGCCGACCUGAAGAACCUUCCCGUUUUAAGAGAGGCUGUGCUCAAGGACUUCUCAAACGAAGCUAUGGAGAGCUUCAAGACCGUGUGCAACCCCAAUCACGUUGAUGAGGAAGUCAGCUCAGGAUGGCAGCUUUUCCUGCAGGAGCGCUCAGAAGCUCAUUAUGCUCGUGGAGAUACAUCUGUAAAAAUAUGUCCCAAGAAACCGGAUCGUCAAUGAUCUUCCUUUUCAAUGGAAAAUGAGAGUGAGGCAAGCUAUGAAGUCGAGAGAUGCGCCACAGCAGCUUGGAUCUCGAGCCUCCGCCAGGGAGGUAAAACGCUCAGGAUCAUCAGGCAUUUGGGAAGGAAUCCUGUAUCAGUGAAGUCAUGAUGCCUGUGUACCUUUAAGAGCAGGUCAUUACCAGCCCGUGAAUCACAACUGUGAUCAACAAUUGGUUGAGAACGUCUCCUCCAGCUCCUGAACAGUUCGGAAUGCGGAGGCUCAGGGAAGUAUCAGCACGUCAUGAAACUGGGGUGGAGGAUCAUUGUUGUAGACAUGAGCUUUAGAGUAUAAAACUGGUGUGUACCUCAUUCACUUACCGUACCUCUUUGGUACGUGAAAUACAUAGGUUCUAGCGCUGUGCAGGUAUCAUGGUUAAGCAACAGAUUCCCAGCAGGGCGAGCGUGUAUGGUCUCCAAGUAGAUGAUGAAAAGGUUGCAAGUCAACCAAGAGCGGCAGUUUGUAAUUUUAACACCCAAUCUUUUGAAGAUUUUUUUUCCAUCUCCUUCGAUGGAGUAAACCAGGAGAAAUCAACGACACGUCGAUGAGGGCCCAGGGUUAAUGAGCUCUAUGCAUCUCGACCCUGGAGGUAUGUGAAGAUUGUGCUACGUACACACAAUGCUAGGUGUAGGAUCUUUAGUGGUUGCAAACCACUCCUUUUUUUUCUUUUUUGUAAAACAAAUGCUCGAGUUCGUAGUGCGAUUUCUAUUUACAGCCAUAUGAGCUAUCAACUUGCUCAGCUUAGGAGAUAGUGCUGGUGGGUAGAUUUCCAUGUGCCUGAUCCAUGCGCAUAAUCAUGCAAGUUCGUAAACCUUUGUUGAAUCCAAGUGAGACAACGCCCGGGGUACUUGUCUUUCUUAUUCAA
Molecule: messenger RNA, 4491 nt
Organism: Physcomitrium patens
Lineage: Eukaryota; Viridiplantae; Streptophyta; Bryopsida; Funariales; Funariaceae
Product: regulatory protein NPR5
Biological process (GO): plant organ development; regulation of DNA-templated transcription
Cellular component (GO): nucleus
Molecular function (GO): protein binding; transcription cis-regulatory region binding
Source: RefSeq, a predicted model, not a curated record